Molecule: messenger RNA, 980 nt
Organism: Rhodofomes roseus
Lineage: Eukaryota; Fungi; Basidiomycota; Agaricomycetes; Polyporales; Fomitopsidaceae
Exons: 3
Coding region: 155-889 (244 amino acids)
Source: RefSeq, a predicted model, not a curated record
GGCAGAUCCACGUAAUAGCGGGAAGCGCUCGUGGCGGGUAUAUAACACCCUCCCAAAGCCCUUCCCUCCAAACGCGCCCCUUACAAUUCGUGGUACCACUUCACAACGACCUCAAUCACAGACACAAGCCUUGACGUAGCGCGUUAGCUAUAGUAUGGGUGAUCAAAGCAAUAGUCACCAGUUGGCGACACCACCAGUGUCCCCUGCUCGACAGAGGAACCCGGGGCAUGAGCCCAGAGACGAUGUCGAGAGCCUCAUGGAGACGUCCGAAGAGCAAGACAUCCAAGACACUGGAUUGAACGACCUGUUCAAAGCCGCCGUGAAGGAAGAACUUGACUGGGAGUUCAAGUUGCGCGCAGAGAGGUUGAAAGACGCAUCACAGAAAGAAAAACUUGAACUUGAAUUUGAGGAUCGCCGUAGGGAGUUUGAAGCCCAACUCGAUGCCAUGAGAGCAAUGAAUGGGGGAACAAACUUCCUCAUACGUGGAGCAAAGCCUGAGAGUGGCGACCAGAUCCACAUUGUAGAUCUCCCUGGAUCCCCCUACGUGAUUCGAAUCUUCAAUGGCGGAAUGCAGGGUCUACAUCAGUACUUGCUUGACUUCGUUAGCCGUGACUCACUCGCACCAUUCAACGUGCCUGAGUCAUACGCUGUUUGGCGUCUCGCCGAGGGUCCGGGGACAGCCAAGCUUAACCGUCUGAUUUCUUGGGAGAAGGCUUUUUAUUAUCCGGAUGCCUCAGUCCCGCAAGGCGAGGUACGAUACAGUGUCAUUGAAGGUACGGCGUAUAGGGCGGAGUGUCCUGCUGGGUUUGUGGAGUUCAUAGUCCCAGUGCGGACAGAGGGGGUCCAGAAUCUCUUUCACGUCGAAGAAGCCGUGCAGCCGCGGUGCUAGGACAGUAUGGGGCACACAUAUACAAUGUCAUUUUGUAACGAAGGCCAGAGGGUCAGAUCACGCGAAUGAAUAUCCUAUCCUAUAUAUCCUC